CCCAGGAGCCUGUGUCACCUGCCCCCGACGGCUUGUUGAUUCCCUGGGAGCGCUCAGGUCUGGGCCCCGAGACCAGAGCGCGAUCUCGCUCACCAGGUCCCCGGGCGCGGCCCCGGGAGCUCCUGAGACACUCCCGGGACCCCUCGCCCCUCAGAUCCACAGCCAUGAGCAAGUUGGGCAAGUUCUUUAAAGGGGGAGGCUCUUCUAAGAGCCGAGCCGCUCCCAGCCCGCAGGAGGCCCUGGCCCGGCUUCGGGAGACCGAGGAGAUGCUGAGCAAGAAACAAGAGUACCUGGAAAAUCGAAUCCAGAGAGAAGUCGCCCUGGCCAAGAAGCACGGCACGCAGAAUAAGCGAGCUGCGUUACAGGCACUAAAGAGAAAGAAGAGAUUUGAGAAGCAGCUCACUCAAAUUGAUGGCACACUUUCCACCAUUGAGUUCCAGAGAGAAGCCUUGGAAAACUCACACACCAACACUGAGGUGUUAAGAAACAUGGGCUUUGCGGCAAAAGCGAUGAAAGCAGUUCAUGAAAACAUGGAUCUGGACAAAAUAGAUGAUUUGAUGCAAGAAAUCACAGAGCAGCAGGACAUCGCCCAAGAAAUCUCAGAAGCCUUUUCUCAACGGGUUGGAUUUGGCGAUGACUUUGAUGAGGAUGAGUUGAUGGCAGAACUUGAAGAAUUGGAGCAGGAAGAAUUAAAUAAGAAGAUGACAAAUAUCCGCCUUCCAAGUGUGCCUUCUUCCUCCCUCCCCACACAACCAGCUAGGAUGCCGGGUCGAAUGUCAGGCACGUCUUCCACUGCACAUCGGUCCCGAGCAGCAUCUUCCAAGAGGGCAGAAGAGGAUGAUGAUAUCAAACAGUUGGCAGCUUGGGCUACUUAAACUACAGCGGAAUUUGUUGACAUCUAAAUUAAUGAACUGUACAGAAGAAUAAGAAAACAUGUUUUUGCAAUGUUCAGAAGUUCGCAAAGACCCUGUUUUAUAUUUA
This is a messenger RNA of Hyaena hyaena (striped hyena), 981 nucleotides long. RefSeq names its product charged multivesicular body protein 4C (gene CHMP4C). The record is from RefSeq and is a predicted model, not a curated record. Lineage: Eukaryota; Metazoa; Chordata; Mammalia; Carnivora; Hyaenidae. The transcript has 5 exons. Gene Ontology annotation, cellular component: cytoplasmic side of plasma membrane; ESCRT III complex; multivesicular body. Gene Ontology annotation, biological process: vesicle budding from membrane; late endosome to vacuole transport via multivesicular body sorting pathway. The coding region runs from base 165 to 875 and encodes 236 amino acids.